AGUGUUUUAGUGCGUUUUUUCAAUGAGUGAACAAAGUGUGGCCGAUUUAUUGGAACAAUGGGGAUUCCCCGAAUUAGUUUUGGUGUUUGAAGAAAACGAAAUUACUUGGGAGGCAUUUGAGUCCUUAACGGACGACGUAAUCAAAGAGUUAAUACCAAAGAUUGGCCCCCGUAUUAUUUUCAAGAAAAAGUACGAUCUCUUUAGAGCCCCUGUCAUAACUGUACAAUCCGCCAUCGAAUACCCUAAUACACUGAGUCCUUCGCCUUCUAUUUCUUCUGCGAUUUCGGAGACACUAUCGGUAUCUUCCUGUACCUCUGAUGCUGAAGCUCCUGGGCCAUCAUAUAUCGAAGUGACAACAUCUGCGUCAUAUAAUGAUAUUGACGGCAAUGCAGUAAUUAAAAAAAAUGCGGAAGAAUUAAGGAAGCUAUUACUGAACAGUAACAAAGGAAAGAUGGUGAUGAGUUAUUAUGAUAAGCACAAAAAAUUUAACGAUAGUAUUCGUGACAAGUUAACCGACACUAUCAUUGAGGGCGAAGUGGCUGAUGAUAUCGAUAAAAGAAUGUCAAGCGACAGAUUUGAGUCAUUGGCAGCUGCCAUAAAUGCCCUUUUUCCGACAGAAAACAAGGAACGAUUCAUCGUGGACAAAAUUGGGCAGCGGAAAACUUUUUCGAAAAUUUUAUAA
Photinus pyralis (common eastern firefly) is the source of this 682-nucleotide messenger RNA. RefSeq lists its product as uncharacterized. NCBI's taxonomy places the organism in Eukaryota, Metazoa, Arthropoda, Insecta, Coleoptera, Lampyridae. The transcript is spliced from 5 exons. Bases 23 to 682 code for a protein of 219 amino acids. The record is from RefSeq and is a predicted model, not a curated record.